Messenger RNA from Orcinus orca (killer whale), 2966 nucleotides. RefSeq names its product 60S ribosomal protein L39-like. Lineage: Eukaryota; Metazoa; Chordata; Mammalia; Artiodactyla; Delphinidae. The record is from RefSeq and is a predicted model, not a curated record. The coding region runs from base 1 to 306 and encodes 101 amino acids. The transcript has 2 exons. Gene Ontology annotation, biological process: translation. Gene Ontology annotation, cellular component: ribosome; cytosolic large ribosomal subunit. Gene Ontology annotation, molecular function: structural constituent of ribosome.
AUGGAAACCGAGGAACCCAGUGAUGUGGAGGCAGAGUUGCGUUUCCCUUGGCCGCUUGGACCUGAAAAGACAACAGCUGCCUUCUUCUCUUCUCCGCCAUCCUAUGUGCGGCUGGAUUUGCUCCAUGUCUUCUCACAAGGCUCACAAGUCUUGUCUUCUCACAAGACUUUCAGGAUCAAGCAAUUCCUGGCCAAGAAACAAAAGCAGAAUCAUCCCAUUCCCCAAUGGAUUCGAAUGAAAACUGGUAAUAAAAUGAGGUACAACUCCAAGAGAAGACAUUGGAGAAGAACCACGCUGGGUCUGUAAGGAGCCUCGCAUAUGAAGUGGCACACAUUUAUGCUGUGUCAAGGUCACUUUCAUCUUACCAUAUCACUUUGAGAACAUCACUACCGUCUGACCAGCUGGGUGUGUUUUAUUGGGAAAAUUAUUUUUCUCUUUGCGUGUUUCUGCACUAGUGCUUUGGUUUAGUAGUAAAUAUGUGAGACCUUUGGUUAGAAGGAAAAAAAAAAAAGACAUAGCUGCCUAAAGAUAUGGUCAACAGAAGAUGCCAGGUCACCUCUGCAUUUAACCCCACAUCUGUCCAGUCCCCUUGAGGCCACACAGAGUGCCCACCUCUUCAGAGAUGGGUCCCUAGGCAGGGCUGUCACCUGAUGGCACGUAGAGGUGGGCUGACAGUGAACCUGAGCAUGACAACUGAGUGUAGCAGGGUGGGGAUUCUCUGCUGUUGCCUAUGGGGGUCUGGAAGCUACAGCGGCAGCCAGCUUGGUGUCCAGCCCAAAUCCACAUGCACCUUAGGACUGCGGGGGUCCUGGCUCAGGCCUGUCUUUUGACGAGUCUGUCCACCAACAGACACAGAGGUGAAGAGGCUACAGGAAGGAACCGGCUUUCACACCAGGCACUGCACAAGGCCCAAUCCCAUAUAUCAUAUCAUUUCAUCCCCACGGCACCCACUCCUAGAAGGAGAGAGGGAAGAGAGGUUUGCGGCACACCUUCCCUAGCAGGCCCACUGGAAUCCUUUCACAUUAUUUUCUUCUCUAAUCCUCCUGCCAGCACUGGGAGGUGGAUAUUAUUCUUCCUGAUUUACAGACAAGAAGAUGAAGAAGAUGAAGGUUCCAGGAGGCCACAGUGUACAAGGCCCUGAGUGGCAGAGCAAGAAUAUAUGAACUAAGGUCACUUCCUGUUGCUGUGUCUCUCUAAGGAGCAGAAGCCCCCAGGAGACUUCCUCUGGGGAGGAGGUGGGAGCAGUCAUCUUGCUGGGAUUCCACUUGUUCCUGGGCCCCGUACUACUUGCUCACCCAGGGCCACGUCAGGGCCCUGCUGCAGACCCCGCGGCUCAUCUCAUUAGGCUCUGGCUCAGGAUUCCCUCGGCCCUCCUGAGGAAGGAGAACAGUUUGGGAGCCUUUACUCUUGUCAUUAAGGAGAGUCACUUUGGUGAUAGGCUGCCAAGCCCUCGCCUUAAUGUUGCUACAAGGAGAGCCGAAAUAAGCUGGAGUGCUUGGUGUAAUAAAUACUGAUGAUUUCUACUAACAGAGAGGCAAUUACUGGGGCCCUGGGAAUCUGGGGCACACAGCCCUAGGGAGGACAGAAGAAGAGGAAUCGUUUCGAUAAUUAAAUGAGAUCAGACCAACGCUUCGGAUGGGCUCUGUUCUCCUGGACUGAUUAAGAAGCUGCUGUUCUUUCUGAUGGUUUCUUUCUGCCCAGAGGGUCCUUGCCUGGCCCUGGGACUAGGAAAAGGAUAUCCUACCCACUCUGGGUGGGACAGCCGGAGGGCUCCAGUAGCUAGCUGUCUUACACUAAUACCCAAACUCUGAACUUGCACAAGCUGUCCUGAGCUCUCUGCCUUUCCCCUGACCCCCAACUCCUGGCAGGAGCCCCUAGCAGACCAAGCCUACAGCUGCUGGAUGAGGAGGAUGGAGCAAACCACUGACAGCCCAGUGUUGCGUCUGCUCCCCGGCCCUGACACCUCUCCAACCUCUCACCAUCUUGUUCCUUCCAGGGGGCCUGGGACUGGUUGUUUGCCUUGGGUCUCCUGCAGGCCCAGACUGUGGCCUCCUGCCCUGUCAAGGAUUUGAAGUGGUCGGACCCACCACAUGAGCCCAGCCUUAUCAUGAAUCAUGAAGGUGCCAUUUAUUGAGAGCCUCCACAUGCCAGCCACUUACACUAUCUCAUUUAACCUUUUUUUUGGCCACGCCACACGGCACGUGGGAUUUUGGUUCCCCAACCAGGGAUCGAACCUGUGCCCCCUGCAGUGGAAGCGUGGAGUCUUAACCACUGGACCACCAGGGAAGUCCCAAUCUCAUUUAAUCUUUACAACAACACUGCCAAGAAGACAUUCUUGGGCUUCCUUGGUAGCGCAGUGGUUAAGAAUCCGCCUGCCAGAAGACCUAAAUAGACAUUUCUCCGAAGAAGACAUACAGAUUACCAACAAACACGUGAAAGGAUGCUCAACAUCACUAACCAUUAGAGAAAUGGAAAUCAAAACUACAACGAGGUAUCACCUCACACUGGUCAGAAUGGUCAUCAUCAAAAAAUCUACAGACAAUAAAUGCUGGAGAGGAUGUGGAGAAAAGGGAACCCUCUUGCACUGUUGGUGGGAAUGUAAAUUGAUACAGCCACUAUGGAGAACAGUAUGGAGGUUCCUUAAAAACCUAAAACUAGAACUGCCAUACGACCCAGCAAUCCCACUACUGGGCAUAUACCCUGAGAAAACCGUAAUUCAAAAAGAGUCAUGUACCAAAAUGUUCAUUGCAGCACUAUUUACAAUAGCCAGGACAUGGAAGCAACCUAAGUGUCCAUCGACAGAUGAAUGGAUAAAGAAGAUGUGGCACAUAUAUACAGUGGAAUAUUACUCGGCCAUAAAAAGAAAGAAAAUUGAGUUAUUUGUAGUGAGGUGGAUGGACCUAGAGUCUGUCAUACAGAGUGAAGUAAAUCAGAAAAACAAAUACCGAAUGCUGAUACAUAUAUAU